Messenger RNA from Quercus robur (English oak), 2043 nucleotides. Its product is annotated as heat stress transcription factor B-2b. The record is from RefSeq and is a predicted model, not a curated record. Gene Ontology annotation, molecular function: RNA polymerase II cis-regulatory region sequence-specific DNA binding; DNA-binding transcription factor activity. NCBI's taxonomy places the organism in Eukaryota, Viridiplantae, Streptophyta, Magnoliopsida, Fagales, Fagaceae. Gene Ontology annotation, biological process: regulation of transcription by RNA polymerase II. Gene Ontology annotation, cellular component: nucleus. The coding region runs from base 355 to 1452 and encodes 365 amino acids. The transcript is spliced from 3 exons.
UUCUCGAACCCACGAUUUUAUUUUCUAUAAUUUUUUUUCUCUCUCUUGCAUAUCAUUAUUUACUUUCAAGUUCCACCUCCCAGAACCUUCUAGAAACAACAAAACCUAAUUCUCUCUCUCUCUCUCUCUCUCCUAAUCCAACUCUCUCUCUCAGCUCAGCUCAGCUCCUUUGCUGUGGUGUUUGGUUUACCGGAGAACCUAAUUGGUUUUGCUCCGUACUUCCUUGUUUGGUUUGUGAGAAAAGUCUAGCACUUUGUUUCAGCUAAAACCACCUUGUUUUUUUCCAGAUUGAGCCACCACGCCUAGUGAAAACCAGGCUUCUAGUUUUGGGUCUCGGAUCCGUGACCGAAGCCCAUGGGACCAUUACCGGUGGAACAGAGCGGCGAUUCCGGACCUGGACCCGGACCAGGACCCGGAUCCGCAUCCGGAGACUCGCAGAGAUCUAUACCCACACCAUUCCUCACCAAGACUUACCAACUGGUCGACGACCCUGCCGUUGAUGACCUCAUUUCCUGGAACGACGACGGAUCGACCUUCAUAGUUUGGCGUCCCGCUGAGUUCGCUCGCGAUUUGCUCCCUAAGUACUUCAAGCACAACAACUUCUCUAGCUUCGUUCGCCAACUCAACACCUACGGUUUUCGGAAAGUUGUGCCGGAUCGAUGGGAGUUCGCGAACGACUGUUUCAAGAGAGGAGAGAAAGCUCUCCUCCGAGAGAUACAGCGCCGUAAAAUAUCGCCGGCGACUGGAGCAGUAGCGGUUCCGCCAGCAGCGGGGGUGACGGUUGUGGCGGCGGGUCCAGCGGGGGUGCGAACUUUGUCGCCGUCAAACUCGGGAGACGAGCAGGUGAUAUCGUCGAAUUCGUCGCCGGCGGCGGCGGUUCACCGGAGCACGAGCUGCACGACUACGCCGGAGCUCCUGGAGGAGAACGAGCGGUUGAGGAAGGAGAACACGCAGCUGAGUCACGAGUUGACUCAGCUGAGGGGACUCUGCAAUAACAUAUUCGCUAUGAUGACGACCUACGCAUCUGGUCAGUUGGACGUUGGUGGUGGUGUUAACGGUAAUGUUCACGGUAACGGCGUUGCGCUUUCGAUACCUGAAGGGAAGCCUCUGGAUCUUUUGCCGUCGAAGCAGGUAACGGUAACGGAGGAUAUAGACGUUGGCGUUGGCGUUUGUGGUGGGGCCCACAUGGGUGAUGAUGAAGAAGAAGAAGAAGAAGAAGAGAACGAAACGACGCCGCGUCUCUUCGGGUUUCGAAUUGGUGUGAAGCGCGUGAGGAGAAGCGUGGAGGAGGAGGAGGUGGAGUUAGAGGAAGAGAGAGAAGCGCAAAAUGGGGAGAAUAUGGAAAAUUCGCAGGAGAAAGAGUCUGGGUCUGAGGUGAAAUCAGAGCCGUUGGAUCAAAAUGGGAACUCUGAUCAUCGGGACCCUCCUUGGCUGGAGCUUGGAAAAAAAUGAUUAAAACAGUGUUGGUUUCAUUUGAUAGUUGUAAAAUAAACAACACGUGGGAACUGAUCACGUGAUCGAAAAUCGUCACGUGACUGAAUGUUGUAAAGUUAUGUAAGAAGUUCUUCCUUGUGUGGGAAAGAAAAGGUCAUUGUUGCUUAAGCAGCGUGCAAAUUUGAUCCGCAUAUGGUAGGUAAAACCCCGAGGGAGUGGGAGUUGGUAAGAGAGGCCUUUGUUGAAAAGACAAUUAAGGAGGAGAAGUGCACAAAGUGGAGAAAUAAUAAGAAAGGUUUGUCAAAAGUUGGGGGCUGAUUGUGCAAGAGAACAACAAAGACCAGAAUGGAAAAUGAAGAUGAUAAUUUAUGGUUACAAGUGGAAUCAGGAGUGCAAAAAAAAUGCGAACAAUGAGCCGAGUACUACUCUGAUGUAGGAGGAAUUGUAGUUUAGAGUGUUACAUUUUGUUUUGUUGUUAGCUCUUGUUCAGGUACUAAGUGCUUGAGCUUGUUUUAUGAGUCUAGGCUAACACGCCUGGACUUUAAUUUGGUCCAAUGUUGUAUUGUAUGUUAGAAUUCUUAUCCAAUGCUAAUAUUUAAUUGAUAAUCA